UGAACAACGGCAGUGAUUUACGUGCAGAAUAUGUAGGGAAUCAUGUUGUGCUUCUGUGGUUUCACCUCUGUUUGUAAUUUUAAAUCACCGUCAACUUUAUCUCAAGUUAUUGUAGUAUUCCGGCAAAAAUGUUAGCACAAGAUCAGCAGCUAAAGCUAACCAGUGUUAGCAAUCUGACGUUUAAGUUCGCCUGUAGAGCCACUGAAUUGGCUAUCAUUGCUGUAUGUUAGCUUACCUAGCUUUACUAACGUCGCCCUCUUGGUUGGAUAACGCUGCUAAUAUUAUCCAACCGCUGUCCAGCCGUUGGUCAACGAGGUAAACCGAAGUAGGCCGGUUAAUUUAUGUCGCUAAUGUGUUGACUUUCCAGCUGCUGUAGUAACGUUAGAUUAGCUUGUUAGCGUGUGCUAACCGACACUCCGGGCCUACGGCUAUCAAACCAGUUAACUCUGAUCAAAUUGAACCACAGACGUGACGUCGUGUGCAGUAGUGAUGCUGUAAUGUUAUUCGAUGUGGAGGAUUGAUUACAUAGUUUGAUUUAACCUGCUCACAUAGGGGAUAGUGUGUUACUUUGGCCCUACACAAACCGCCUGUAGUGCUGAAGUCCAGCACUGAGUAUGAUUCCUUGGUUGCGGUGGAGGUGAGGAAGCAUGGAGUGGAAAUCUGAGGUGUCAAGACAAACGUGAUGACAGCAUGGUCCAUGGUGGAGAAGCUCAAAAUGGAAAAACGCCCAUGGAGGGAGGAGAACAUUGACUCAAGCCAGGCCCAGCACGCCACUGACGAGUCAGAGGAUGGAAGCAGCUCAGAAAGCGAGUCUGAAGAGCAGCAGCGCCAGAGGGUUCAGGUGAGCAACAGCAGCUGUAAGAAGCGGGAGCCUCUGGUUGUCACAAAACCCCAUCGGCAGCUCUGUCGCUCUCCAUGCCUCGACCGGCCCAGUUUUUCCCAGAGUAGCACUGUGCAAGAUUUCCGUGAGGAUGAGAGCAGCACAGGACCAGGGAUCAAGCCUGCUAGUGAGAGGGAGUACCAGACGAAGAUGGAGUUUGCUUUGAAGUUGGGUUAUUCAGGAGAGCAGGUGGAGACUGUGCUCAACAAGUUGGGGGCUGCUGCUUUAAUUAACGACGUUCUCGCUGAGUUGGUGAGGCUUGGAAACAAAGUGGAGCCUGAAAUUCAACCUUGCGGCAGUACGGCCACAUUAAUAUCACGGUCCCCCUGUGUUAAAGAGAGUGUUAGUCCAGAUGUGUCAGUGGAAGAUGAAUCUGUGGAUACAUUUGAUAACCUCAGGCCCAUCGUCAUUGAUGGCUCAAAUGUGGCAAUGAGCCAUGGAAACAAAGAGGUAUUCUCAUGUCGUGGUAUCCAACUUGCUGUUGAGUGGUUUUGGGAGAAAGGACACAAAGACAUCACUGUGUUUGUCCCAGCCUGGAGGAAGGAACAGUCGAGACCUGACGCCCUCAUUACAGAUCAAGAAAUAUUACGCAAGCUGGAAAAAGAGAAGAUCCUGGUUUUCACCCCAUCUCGGAGAGUUCAAGGCAGGAGGGUGGUGUGCUAUGAUGAUCGCUUCAUAGUGAAGCUGGCUUAUGAUUCUGAUGGAAUUAUUGUGUCAAAUGACAACUACAGGGACUUGCAAAAUGAGAAGCCAGAAUGGAAGAAGUUCAUAGAAGAGCGUCUCCUAAUGUACUCAUUUGUCAAUGACAAGUUUAUGCCACCAGAUGAUCCACUGGGAAGACAUGGUCCAAGCCUAGAAAAUUUCCUCCGCAAGCGCCCUGUUGUUCCAGAGCACAAAAAACAACCCUGCCCCUAUGGGAAAAAGUGCACAUAUGGACAUAAGUGCAAGUACUAUCAUCCCGAGCGUGUGAACCAGCCACAGCGGUCGGUGGCCGAUGAACUACGAGCCUUCGCCAAGUUGUCUGCAGUGAAGACAAUGAGUGAGGGAGCGUUAGCUAAAUGUGGUACUGGUCCAGCAACUGCAAAGGGGGACAGCAACUCUGAGGCCAAACGUGUGGCACCUAAACGUCAGUCUGACCCCAGUAUUCGUUCAGUGGCCUGUGAACCUCCAGAGGCACUGUCCGUUGUUAGGAAGUCUGAGACAAAUUCAGUGCCUUCCCUCGUUUCCGCUCUCAGUGUGCCCACCAUGCAGCCUGCCAAGAGCCACGCAGCUGGGGCCUUGAACACACGAUCAGCCAGCAGCCCAGUGCCAGGUUCUCUGCAGUUCGCGCACAGUUCUCUGGAGCACAUGUCUAGUGUACAGUACCCUCCUAUUUUAGUUACUAAUAGUCAUGGCGCCUCUGUUACAUACAGUGAACAGUUUCCAAAGUAUGACUCAGUUAGUGACCAUGGAUAUUAUUCACUGCACAGUGAUUUUUCAAACAUGAGCAUGAGCAGCAUGCAUAAUGUGGAUAGUUUCUGUAGCAUGGAGCACGAGCAUGGUGUGUAUCAGCGAACUCCCAGCCACUGCCCUGAAUCCUGCCUCAGCCAUUCGAACAGUGACUCAUUCUCCUCUUACGGGGAGCUGUACCCCAGCUCUGUGGACAGUAGUUUAGAGGAGAGCAUGAAGCAGCAGCAGUCUCCUGCACAGGCCAGAAUGCAAACUUUCUCCCAUGGGUUUCGUCACGAAGCGUUGACUAGGGUACAGAGUUACGGACCAGAGGAGCCCAAGCAGGGCCCCCGGAAGCAGUCUGGAUCUCAUCUAGCGCCACAUAUCCAGCAUGCUGCAGUGGGAGCGAGGUCCAGCUGCCCCGGAGACUAUCCCCUAACUCAGAAUGUCCUGCCGCCUUUGUCCUCACAGCCCACACGCUCUCUUGGUAUGACUCGUAUGGACAGUAUAUCAGAUUCAAGGCUAUAUGAUAGUAACCCAAUGAGACAGAGGCGACCUCCACUGUGCCGUGAGCAGCAUGCAAGCUGGGACCCUCUCCCUUGUGGUAAUGAGUCCUAUGGAUAUCAUUCAUAUCCACUGAGUAACAGCCUGAUGCCGUGUUGCGAGCGGGUGAUGGUCCGCAGUAUGCCAGACAAAAUGGAACAAAUCUGGAACUCACCAUGGGAGACCCCGUCUGCAGCCGAACACCCAGAGCGGUAUGUCAUCCCAGACCACCAGUAUCAAACAUAUCGGAACCUUUGUAACAUCUUUCCCGCCUACGUGGUUCACUCCGUAAUGGAGAAGAACCCUCAUUUGACAGAUCCACAACAACUUGCCGCUGUUAUUGUUACUAAACUGAGGUCAUGCCACUGAGCAGCUAACCAUCUGAAACAUUCAACAGUGAUAUCCUGAGGAAAGGAAGAGUUAGAUUAGAAGAUUGGCACUUGUUCAAUGUUGCUGCAUGUGCAACAUCUGCCCUCAGGAGUUUUUUUUUUUUUUUAAAUGUCUCUGAUGGGAAAUCUUGUGAUCACAUGUUACAUCACUAAGAUGAAAGACAUAAUCAGCAUGGAGGAAGUUUGAUUAAUAAGUUGAAUUUAAAGAUGUUUCACAUAUGAAACCUACAUUUUUAUAUGAAGUGUGGUGAAGUUGAUAUAAGGUAAUACCUUAUUAGAAAUCUGGUUCAUAACACAUUCAUAUAACUUGAGCAGGAGCUGCAUAGCAGCUUUGCACCACAUCCAUAAUCAAUACACAAACUAGACAGGACUGUUGAAUGUCCCUCAGAUCAAUUGAUUUUUAAAUGAUGUUAUAGAAAAAUUAAAUAAAUGAGUUCAAUAUUGAACAAAAUAAAUAAAUAAUCACAUAAAUGAACAGUGUAAAAUAGACUGAUGUAGCGAGCGUCAUACAGUACUUUGUGUGUGAACUAUGUGGAUAAGUAAACUGGUUAGCUACAUGGCAGCACAGUUGAGAUUGGAAGUUAUAACUCAGCAACAUCUCCCACAUUUGCCUUAUUAAAUCUGACAUAAAAGUAUGUCAACAGUUGUACACCAUGUACUUUUUUGAGGAUCUUGUUCAGGCCCUGUGAAUGUGUUAUGAAAGGAAUCUAAAGUGUUUCUGGUGCAGUGGAACUAUAAAUAACCUAGCUUAGGUCUGCCUCUGCUGUAAAUAAUUCCUGUGUCUUUUUGUGCUUUUAUUUUGAAGAUAAUUAAGAGGGAGGUAGGUACAUACCUCACAGCAUGAACUAUGACAUUUAAUGGCCUUAUAUCUGAAUGACCUCACGCUUUAGUCAUUGUCUAAUUGGUUUCAAUGAAAGUCUUUGAAGCCUCCUAUACUUUCAAAUGUAAAGCACUAUCUCAGUAUCUAAAGAGAUAUAUUUUCUCAGCCUCACAAGCUACUAUUUUGGUAGAUUUUCACAGUGCACAAAGCAAGCCAAAAAAGAGAUUUGACUUGUAUGCAUGUGCACAUAUUUAUGUACAUACAAUCACACAAAAGCCAUUAUUUCAAAGUCAUUUAUAAGCUGCUAAAUAAUGCCAAAAAAGACAGAAUUUAUAUAGUGUCAGUAUUCUACAUAACUACAUUUUGGUGCACAGGAUUGAUUGAAUUAUAGUAUAAACUAGGUUCACAGGAUUGAUUGAAUUGUAGUAUAAACUUGUUUCACAGGAUUGAUUCGAUUAUAGUAUUACCUACCAUCAGUGUUUGGAUCAUUUCCUUUGGUGUACUGUAUAGUUACCUUUCUGAUUUUAUUAGAUGCUACAUCCAGGAUUUUCCUAUUUAUAUAAUAGUCAAACAGUAGCUCUAGUUGACGCCCUCAAGAUGUCAGUGGAGCAGUUUGUUUUCAUCAACAGGUUAAUUUAGGCUCAAAGUCUACCUUUACAUGCACCUCAGUAAUCUGAUGAUUUCCAGCUUUUGUCACUGACCUGAGUGAGAAACCUAGUUUCCUUCAUCAGUUAAAGACAUUAAGAGAAGCUUCUAUUAGGAUUUGGUAAUUUGUACACUCUCUGAAAUAUUGUUUACUUGUAUCAUUGCAUCUAGAAUAAUGAAAUCCAAACUCCAGUUUAUGCUGAACAGCCUUCAACAACAGCAAACACUAAAACAUGCUGUCCAAUGAUAGAGCCCAGCCUCUUACUUUACAGUCAGUCCAAAUGUCAUUGUGCCGCUGACCUGUUACUAAACUUCUUAUUUAAAGGACCAGUGUGGAGGGGGCGAGGUGGAUCUAUUGGCAGAAAUGGAAUAUAAUAUUCAUAAUUAUGGUUUAAUUUGUGUAUAAUCACCUGAAACAAAGAAUCAUUGUCUUGUCAUCAGCUUAGAAUGAGCCCCUUCAUAUCUUCUUCACAAAGUGUGCCAUGUUUCUACAUUACCCCACAACAGACAAACCAAACACUGGCUUUUUCCUCAUCUGACGGCCACCCUAGGUAAAACCCAGUCUGCAACCUCACCACUAGAUGCCACUGAAUCCUACACGCUGGUCCUUUAACAUGUUAGAUACAUAAGAAAUUUCAAACUUGGUUGAACAUUUGGAGGAGGGAUGGGGCAUAACUGCUUUCUGAUUAAAAAAAAAAAAACAUGAGUUUUAAACGAAUGCAAACACAGUGCAUGUGAGGGAGUUGUCCAGUUUAAACCUGACAGUCACUUGGUUUCUUAUGUGCAUGUAAACGUAGUGAAACUUUGAGAAUUAAUUUCACCUGGAUGUAAUGUGACUUAGGGACAAGUUGUAGAAAUGUUCUAUUAUAGAAACAGUGUUUACCAUCACAGUUUAAAUGUUUGCACAAUGAAUUCCACAACAGAAUGAAUAUUUACCUGAUGUUACAUUUGUCAGAUAAGAUGAUAAAAGUCAGUUCGGCUUGGAAGUGAGUUAAACAUUGGACUCAUUUAGUAUUAUCUUGUAGAGUUUGACUUUUCAAUAAUUGUAUAAAAAAAUGAAGUGAAUGCUAGAAAGCAUGUUGGGUUGGGGGAAGGGGGACUGAAUUGCUCAAAUACAGACGUACAGUAUGCAUAUAUGCAACCAGUCUCCAAGGAUCAUGAAAGGGUUUGGCUGUGCCUUGCAGCACAUUGCUCUCAGGAUGCUUUCAGUUUUCUAAUUUUCAGUCUUUUCCUGCCAAAAACCCAGUGGUCACAGGCAAGACUCUACUCUGAUCUAGUUGUGAUAUAUUUUGUGAAAAUCCUACAUGUAACAUGUAGUACCUUAAAGUUUGUCAUGUGCAGGUGAAACGUGGAGAUGGCAUUGCAAACCUUUGUACUUUGUCGUGUAUAUCCUCGUUAUGCACCUUGAGAUGUAGAAAACGGAGAGGGUGGCUUUACGUGAUGCAGCUUCAGUCAGAGGAAGUAACAGUGCAGCCAAUGAUGAACAUGGCUUUUAAAAAAAGAUAAUUUGGUUUGCUCUUUUUGUGGCAUGUUUUUGUGCCAGUAAUUUUGUUUGGACCCUUAAUAUUUAACCACGAAUGGGGCUGAAGGAUGCUAAUGUUGGAAGCUAAUCAUGAAGUUUGGUAUGGCCCCAAGUCAUCAGGUCAAACCACUUGUUCACAGUGAUUCUAAACUAAUGGGGCACAUUACCGUCGGUUUUCAGCUAAACACAUUCAUGCUCCCAAGAGGAUUAAUUCCCCUGAUGAUCCAUUGCCUUUUGUUUCCUCCCACCCUCAGGAGGUGUAACAUGUAAAGACAACCCUAAUAGCUAGAUCAUGCUUUGAGUGCAUUUAAAAGGGAAAUGCCACUUAAUUUCAGGAUUCAGGUUUGGUAACUUUAGGCCUACUAUUGGAUUGUAUGACUGCACAUUACAAAUUUACUAUACAGUCUCCAGGUAAUGUUUAAUGUCAGAUUUGUGUUAAAGGCUCCAUUGUGACUCAGAAUUACAAGUUAUGAAGAGCAGUUUAUUGUUUUGGUGUUUUACUAACUUAAUAAAGAAUUUAAAACACAGGGAAGUGAUGUUGAGCUCAAACACAAAGCCCACACAGUUUGGCUCCCAUGGCAUUGCAGACCAUUAAAUUUGUAAGUGUUACAAAGAAAAAAUGUAUGAGAAUUUUAAAACUGAGUGGUAUUACUCUUUAACAGGGCUAAUUAUGUGAGCCUGACUGUCUCAUUGGUGGUGCUUCAAAAAUAUAUAUUUCUUUAUAAUGUUUAGGUACAACCGUGGUAUAUGAACAGACAUAAAGAAAAAAAACAUUUGAAUGUGUUUUGCCCAAAUGAGUUUGGGCUUUGCUGACUUUGUUUUUUCAUGAAAAAGACAAGGCCAUUUGAGGCCGUCUGUCUGUUCAUGAGAAGGUGAAACAAACUGCCUAAAUGUUUCUUCAUAUGAAACAAUCAGAUUGCAAGGCUGCUGUCAAGGUUGUUUCUGGCAUUUGGCUAAAAGUUUGCGUGCCACCCUUUCUCCUUGAGAUAGGUCAUGGAUUAAAAAAACAUUAUCAGUGCAGCAAGAAUAAAGUGUGUCGUCACUGAUGAAACUAAACACGUCAGCUUUGUUGCUGAUUGAGAGACCAAAUGAAGUAAUAGGGUUCUCUAGUGAUGGUGAGAUCCUUUAACCUGAACACUGGAAUAGUCAAUUGCCCCGAUGAACUCAGAGUACAUUUACCUAGGUGUGUUAAGGAAUUAGUAACAGUCGUACAGGUCACAACGCAAAUCUACCAAAAUGAAAAAGGUCAGAGUUUAUUGUAGCAUUUGUUGUUCACUGAUUUAUAAUAAAUCAGUGCUAACAUGGAACAAUGUUCACAGAUAUCUGAACCAGAUAAUGAAUCUAUUUAUACAUAGGAUUGGUAUUGUCCUUAAAACCCUAUUAGUUAUUGGUUUCAUAAAGAUUUACACACAUUUAAUUUUAACUGCUCAUUUUGCUCACAAAUGUGUGUUAGUGUUUUCACAGUCCCACGCUGCCUGCACCUCUGUCAUUAGAUAAAACACACUCAUGGACACUGUGGGCUUAACGAGUAUUAGAGCAUACACACAUCCCAAGUCUGUGGCCGUUAAAUGUGUGCCCAUGAUGCUGAGAGAGCACUGAGGCUAGUUGCUCUAAUCCUCAAAUACUUUUCAAAAACUCCAUAUGGCCAUUUAGGACAUUUUCCCCACAUGAACAAAAGAGAAAUGGAAAUGUAGGAACAUGCUCAUUUCAGAUAUUUAAAUUUUGUCCCCGUUCCUGAGGCGACCUGUAGAAAGACCCUCUGUUUUCACUGGGCCAUAGAUUACUUCCAGCUAAAAGAAAAACCCUCGCUGUCACAGCUAAAGACUCUCCAUGCACCAAUCAGUGUUUCACUGCUUUACCAAAAGGUUUCACUAAAGGCCAGAAUGGUGGAUCACAGUCCCACCCUCCCUCUGGAAGUGCCGCAAACAACUAAGCCACAAAUGUCUAGAACUGACUUUUGCUUGUUGAUACAAAUUGUAUCUAUACCUUGAAUGUAACAAAAUAUGAACUGUAUAAUAUGAAAAUAGUUUUAUUUAAAUAAAGGGGAAAAACAAUCAAUGCCAUAAUUUUUGUGACACUGUGUGUCACUGGGAGUAGCCCAUUGGUAUGUACUAAUUCUUACUGGGUACAGUAGUUAAUUUACAGGGACAUUUAUGUGCUACCUAAAAGUGCGCAGAUACCCUGUGUACAGCAGUAAGCAUCAUGUCCUCUUUGUACAUAGUCACACGUGUGUGUGUAUAUAUAGAAAGCGAUCUGUAAAUGUAACAGUUACUUCAGUUGUUCAGAUACUUAGAUAAUUUCUGUGUUGUAAACUGUGCACCGAUUUCCUCUAAGCUGACAUGUCUGCUUUAUGCUAUUUUAAUGGGAAUUUCGAUAUUUUUGAAUAUAUUUUGCCUAAUAAAACAUGCCAAAGUUAUUCUUGGGUGGCUUUGUCAAAUGUAACUUCUUAUGUUUCAACACAUGGGUUGUCAUGUAAUGAAUUCUAUAUUUCAGAGGAUUUCUUUUCCAUUCUCUGUAAACUAAGAGUAACCUAACACCAAACGCAAAUCUGUGUCUGACGUGAAAACGGUUCAAUAAUAAUAAAGAAUAAUAUAGAAUCUGCCACUGGCUGAUCUUUGGGUGACAGGUGACAUCACCACAUGUUCUCCAGAUGACAGUGUCAGUAGCACCCUGACACUGAAUGGUUCAGAUGUGUGUUUGAUGUUUAAGGCUUUUAAAACUGGGAUUUAUUGAAGUGUUUGGCAGUUGAUUUAAUGACUAACCCUGUAUGAUGACAAAGCAAAGGUGUGUUGAAUUGUGAUUUUUUUUUCUAUUGAAAUAUUCACCAAUUGUAAUUUUUAGUAUCUGAGGCCAGUUUGCGUUAGACUAGCGCUACUUUGUUAAGACUGAUAUUGUCACUAUAAUAUUAACUUAAGGUCAGAAUCGGUUGUUAAUGCCUAAGAUCAAGACCAAAGUGAUUUUUGAUGCGUACCUGUAAUGAUUCUUGGUUUAGACACAUACACAAACAGUUAUGGUCAGAUCAUUGUGAGCCACUUGGCGUCUUGCAGUUUGUGCUACAAUAUAAUUUAAAAUUUGAAUUGUUGGUAAACAAAAUGCUAUGACAAGAGGCACAUAACACUGACUGUACAUAUACACAGUGUAAUACUCAGGUUAAACAUUUUAAAUCACAUACUUGGUUGUUUUCUAAUAUUGAGGAAUGCAGUGCUCACCUUUCUGAAGUAGUGUAGGUCUGUUUGAGUAGACCCUUGUGUCUGCAAUGUAAAAAGGGAAAUAUGAAGCAAGAUUUUUUGUGUUGUGAUGAUCUGCAGUAUUGUAAUCCACACUGACUGGAAAUUGUUGCUUUUAUAGACCAAAAUAUACAAAAAUAGACUAUUUGGGUCUGUGGGCUCAAACAAAAUGUAAGUCUUAAUGACAAAAUGUGUUUCUCUCCGUAAAUAAAGCAAAAUUCUGUUCAAA
Messenger RNA from Seriola aureovittata, 9683 nucleotides. RefSeq names its product zinc finger CCCH-type containing 12B (gene zc3h12b). Bases 683 to 3220 code for a protein of 845 amino acids. The transcript has 6 exons. Gene Ontology annotation, cellular component: cytoplasmic ribonucleoprotein granule; nucleus. Gene Ontology annotation, molecular function: metal ion binding; mRNA binding; RNA endonuclease activity. NCBI's taxonomy places the organism in Eukaryota, Metazoa, Chordata, Actinopteri, Carangiformes, Carangidae. The record is from RefSeq and is a predicted model, not a curated record.